This is a messenger RNA of Rhea pennata, 684 nucleotides long. RefSeq names its product histone H4. Gene Ontology annotation, cellular component: nucleosome. Gene Ontology annotation, biological process: nucleosome assembly. Gene Ontology annotation, molecular function: DNA binding; structural constituent of chromatin; protein heterodimerization activity. Lineage: Eukaryota; Metazoa; Chordata; Aves; Rheiformes; Rheidae. The record is from RefSeq and is a predicted model, not a curated record. Bases 19 to 330 code for a protein of 103 amino acids. The transcript has a single exon.
GGCAGCGAAGGCAGCAGCAUGUCUGGCAGAGGCAAGGGCGGGAAGGGGCUCGGCAAGGGGGGCGCCAAGCGCCACCGCAAGGUGCUGCGCGACAACAUCCAGGGCAUCACCAAGCCGGCCAUCCGGCGCCUGGCGCGGCGCGGCGGCGUGAAGCGCAUCUCGGGGCUCAUCUACGAGGAGACGCGCGGCGUGCUCAAGGUGUUCCUGGAGAACGUGAUCCGCGACGCCGUCACGUACACGGAGCACGCCAAGCGCAAGACGGUCACGGCCAUGGACGUGGUGUACGCCCUGAAGCGCCAGGGUCGCACCCUCUACGGCUUCGGCGGCUGAAGCUUUUCUUUUGCCUCUGCACGAUCUCGAUAACCCAAAGGCUCUUCUAAGAGCCACCCACCUUUUUCCUCAGAAAGAGCUGUAACAUUGUGAAUAGGUUUGUGCUCGAGCUUGUUAUUUUCUUAACAGCUUGUAAAGAGGCUUAAAAAUACUGCUAGUUAAUAAAUAGAGCUUCUUUUUUCUUUCUUUUUUUAAGAAAUACAUCUGUUACUCAUUUCUCACCAUUAAAAAAACAGUUGUGUAACAGAAGCGCUUUGCUGGGUUUUUCUUGUUCUCUGUGCCUUGGGAUAGACCUAUGUGUUACCACUAAAAUUAAUUGUUUUGUGAUUAUAUAGAAACUAUAACUGAUUUGUU